GCCCCGCAGGCACCCAGCUCCGGGCCAGUGGGGCGCGAACUUGCAACCCAGGUACCUCGAGCCCUCGACGUGGAAUCGAACCCGCGACCUUUUCCGUGCGCAGGCCGGUGCUCUAACCACCGAGCUACACCGGCCACGCUCUAACCACUGUCCCUGCAGCCUGGAACCCCCCCAGGGGACCCUCAGAGCCUGGAAGGAAAUGAGUUGCCCGGAGGGGCACCCCAGCCUGGGGCUCCUGGACCAGUACUCCCAGGGGUUCAUGGUUUCCCAGGUUCUCUUUGCCGCGUGCGAGCUGGGAGUGUUUGACGUCCUCGCUGAGGCCCCGGGGCCGCUGGGAUCGGAAGCAGUGGCCGCCCGUCUGGGCACCAGCUCCCGGGGGAUGGAGCUGCUGUUGGACACCUGUGUGUCCCUCAAGCUCCUUUGGGUGGAAACGAGGGGAGGAAAAGCUUUGUAUGACAACACAGAGCUCUCCAGCACCUACCUGGUCAGGUCCAGUCCCAGGUCCCAGCACCACAUGAUGCUCUACUUGGCCAGGACGACCUACCUGUGCUGGGCGCACCUGGCCCAGGCCGUGAGAGAAGGGAAGAACCAGUAUCUGAAGGCGUUUGGGGUUCCCUCAGAGCAGCUCUUUACCGCCAUCUACAGGUCCGAGGGGGAGCGGCUGCUGUUCAUGCGAGCCCUGCAGGACGUCUGGAGUGUCCAGGGGAGCCGUGUGCUGGCUGCCUUUGACCUGUCACCAUUCCCGCUCGUCUGUGACCUCGGGGGUGAGCGUCUCCUGGACCCUCAGGGGACCUUGGGGGCUGCUCGGACCGUCCUCUCUGCCCGCCACCCUCUGUGUCCACUCCCAGGCUGCUCUGGGGCUCUGGCCAAGGCGUGUGUUUCUCUGUACCCGGGGUGUCGGGUCACCGUAUUCGACCUCCCAUCCGUGGUGCAGACGGCAAAGGAUCACUUCCUGUCCCCCGAGAAAGGACGAAUCGGCUUCCAGGAAGGCGAUUUCUUUAAGGACCCCCUCCCGGAGGCCGAUCUCUACAUCCUGGCCCGGGUCCUACAUGACUGGCCCGAUGAGAGAUGCUCUCACCUGCUGGCGAGAAUCCAUGAGGCCUGCAAGCCCGGUGGUGGGGUCCUGGUCGUCGAGAGCCUCCUGGACCCCGACGGGCGGGGACCUCUGACCACACAGCUGUACUCGCUGAACAUGCUGGUGCAGACGGACGGCCGGGAGCGGACCCCCGCCCAGUACCGGGCUCUCCUGGCUGUGGCCGGCUUCAGGGACGUGCAGUGCAAGAGGACCUCGGGCACGUACGGCGCCAUCCUGGCCAGGAAGUAGCGCCCCCUACGGGUGUGCUGCUGCUAUUGACACGCAAAAGUAGUCACCGGCGUGUCUCAGGGGUUGGUUGAGUGUUGACCUAGGAAUCAGGAGGUCAGGGUUCGAUUCCCGGUCAAGGGCACAUGCCCGGGUUGUGGGCUCCAUCCCCAGCAGGGGGCGUGCAGGAGGCGGCCGGUCCAUGAUUCUCUCUCAUUGUUGAUGUUUCUCUC
Messenger RNA from Myotis daubentonii (Daubenton's bat), 1533 nucleotides. RefSeq names its product acetylserotonin O-methyltransferase. Bases 200 to 1324 code for a protein of 374 amino acids. Gene Ontology annotation, molecular function: O-methyltransferase activity; protein dimerization activity. The record is from RefSeq and is a predicted model, not a curated record. The transcript has 8 exons. NCBI's taxonomy places the organism in Eukaryota, Metazoa, Chordata, Mammalia, Chiroptera, Vespertilionidae.